Messenger RNA from Phacochoerus africanus (Common warthog), 960 nucleotides. Its product is annotated as olfactory receptor 52K1-like. Gene Ontology annotation, cellular component: membrane. The record is from RefSeq and is a predicted model, not a curated record. The coding region runs from base 1 to 960 and encodes 319 amino acids. The transcript has a single exon. Lineage: Eukaryota; Metazoa; Chordata; Mammalia; Artiodactyla; Suidae. Gene Ontology annotation, molecular function: G protein-coupled receptor activity; olfactory receptor activity. Gene Ontology annotation, biological process: G protein-coupled receptor signaling pathway.
AUGUCAGGGUGGACCAACGGCAGCUCCACCGUGUCUUACACCAGCUUCCUCCUGCUGGGCUUCCCAGGGCUGAAGGAGUCCCGGGCCCUCCUGGUGCUGCCCUUCCUCAGCCUCUACCUGGUGAUCGUCUCCGCCAAUGCCCUGGUCAUCCGCACGGUGGUGGCCCAGCGGAGCCUGCACCAGCUCAUGUACCUGCUCAUUGCCCUGCUCCUGGCUGUCAACAUCUGUGCUGCCACCACCGUGGUGCCCGCCAUGCUGCUCAGCUUCUCCGCCCGCUUCAGCCGCAUCUCUCUGGCUCGCUGUCUGGUCCAGAUGUUCUGCAUCUACUUCCUCAUCGUCUUUGACUGCAACAUCCUCCUGGUCAUGGCCCUGGACCGCUAUGUCGCCAUCUGCUACCCUCUCCGCUACCCACAGAUAGUGACGAGCCAGUUGCUGGCUGGCCUGCUGGGGGUGGCAGCGGCCAGGGGCACUUGCAUCGUUGCCCCCGUGGUGGCACUGGCCUCCCGGGUUCGCUUCUGCCGCUCAGAUGUGAUCCAGCACUUUGCCUGCGAGCACAUGGCCCUGAUGAGGCUCUCCUGUGGGGACGUCUCCCUAAACAAGACCGUGGGGCUCGCCGUCCGCAUCUUCAACCGAGUCCUGGACAUGCUGCUACUCGGAGCCUCCCACGCCCGCGUCAUCCAUGCCGCGCUUCGGAUGGCAUCGGCUGGGGCCCGCUCCAAGGCCCUGGACACCUGCGGCUCCCACCUGCUGGUCAUCUUCACUGUCUACUCCUCCACCAGGUCCUCGUCCAUCGCCUACCAUGUGGCCCGCACGGCCUCCCAGGACGUGCACAGUCUGCUCAGCGCCUGCUACCUGCUGCUUCCAUGUCUGGUCAACCCCCUCAUCUAUGGGGCCAGGACCAAGGAAAUCAGGCAGCACCUGGCAACGCUGUUCCAGAGGCCACAACCACAGGUCCCGUGA